Daphnia carinata is the source of this 1248-nucleotide messenger RNA. RefSeq names its product CD209 antigen-like protein D. Gene Ontology annotation, cellular component: external side of plasma membrane. The record is from RefSeq and is a predicted model, not a curated record. The transcript is spliced from 6 exons. Lineage: Eukaryota; Metazoa; Arthropoda; Branchiopoda; Diplostraca; Daphniidae. Bases 51 to 896 code for a protein of 281 amino acids. Gene Ontology annotation, molecular function: carbohydrate binding. Gene Ontology annotation, biological process: biological process involved in interspecies interaction between organisms.
ACCCGAACAAGAGUUUCGUCCAAGUUUCAACCGAUUCAACUCAUUCGUCAAUGGCCUGCAAAAUGUUGAACCUAAAUCCAAUUUUUCUUAUUUUGCUUUUGACGCUUUUGAGUUCCAGUCAUGGAAGUGCCAUCGAAUCUCCUCUUUGUGGAGGACGAGUUUUUGUCGAGAAUACGGUCGUGAUUGAAGCUCCAGUUCACGAAAAUUGUCACUGGGACAUUCAAACGCAAGACGAUCGUAUCCUCGUCAUCACCGCGCUCGACGGAAACCUCAAAGAAGCUCAGGAUUUUCUAGCUAUUCACGACGGACCCGGUAAAGAUUCGCCCAUUCUACUCGUAGAGAAUCAAAAGAUGCACGCGGUUUCAAGAAAAGACAUGCCAGAGGCCGUGUACACGACACAGUCGACGGCGAGCAUCCGAUUCAAAAAGGCGCCAACUUCAAAUUUAAAGCUCAAAAUUCAAAAGGCAGUCGAUUGCCCCUUUAAUCUUGGAACGGCGAGCCAAUGCGGACGAGUCAUCGACGACGUUUCGUGCUACUGCGCUAGUUUCACCGAAAGAAGUCAAACGGACCAGAGGGUAUAUUGCUACAAUCACAAUAUGGAGUUGCUGUCGCUAGAAACGUUCGAGAAAGAGCAAGCCAUUCACGCCGCCUGGGGCUAUUGGGCCCGUUUUUGGACUUCUCUGACCGAUGCGAUAGACGAAGGGACUUGGUAUUGGGAAAGCACCGACACGGCUUUGCUUCCUGGCUACUCGCAUUGGUGUUACAGGCAGCCCGACGACGCUGGACUCUUCGGCGGUGAAGACUGCAUGAUAAUCAAUUACGAAUCGGAUGGAUGCUGGAACGACGCCGACUGCGACAAUGACAAGUACGACGCUAUCUGCCAAGCCCUUCCUUAGCUCUAUGGAUAUUUUUACCCCCCCACCCCCCACCGGUUCUGUUACAAUAUUAUAGACUAGAGAAUGAGUAAGUAAAAUAGAAAUUGUGCAAGAAAAAGAAAAGACGAUCAAUUGAGGAUAUUUUUCUGUAUCUAAGUCUUUAACCAAAAGCAAACAUUAGAUUCUAAUUUUCUAAAGUUCAAAUUUUGUCCUUUGGCUCCGCCUAUGCCAUUGCACCUUAUCGAAUUAAAACGCCUAACACAUUGUCUUGGCGAUAUUUAAAAACCGAGAAUGUUGAUAGAAAAACAAAAAAUCAGAAAGAAAAAAAACAAACAAACAAAACAAACGUAAAUACACAACAGGUAAGAAAUAA